Molecule: messenger RNA, 1106 nt
Organism: Cebus imitator (Panamanian white-faced capuchin)
Lineage: Eukaryota; Metazoa; Chordata; Mammalia; Primates; Cebidae
Gene: TCEAL9
Product: transcription elongation factor A like 9
Exons: 3
Coding region: 309-623 (104 amino acids)
Source: RefSeq, a predicted model, not a curated record
CUCACUAGUGACGUAGAUCUCAUGUGACCAGGAGUCGACGUGUGCAGAAGUCCUGCUAGUCUGGUCCUUGUUCCCGUCUGGAUACCAGCCUCCUUCAGCAGUGGAGGCGGUCGUACCUCAGGCCAGUGGAAGGAGUCAAACUUGCGGCAAUUUUGCAGGUCUGUGUUUUUACCAAGACCCAAAGGUAGAAAAGGAGGAGGAAGAAACUGACCCGGUCAGUGCCAGAAGUCAUUGUAUUCAAAGAGGAAUAAGAAAAAAAAAGGAAGAAAAGAAGAAGGAAGGAAGGAAGAGAGGUAGAUAGAUAGAAGAUGAAAUCCUGUCAAAAAAUUGAAGGAAAACCAGAAAAUGAGAGUGAACCAAAGCAGGAGGAAGAGCCAAAACCUGAGGAAAAGCCAGAGGAGGUGGAGGAGCUGGAGGAGGAGGCCAAAGCAAAAGGAGCUUUUAGAGAGAAGCUGAUUCAAUCACUCCAAGAAUUUAAAGAAGAUAUACACAACAGGCAUUUAAGCAAUGAAGAUAUGUGUAGAGAAGUGGAUGAAAUGGAUGAGAUAAGGAGAGUCAGAAACAAACUUGUAGUGAUGCGUUGGAAGGUUAAUCGAAACCAUCCUUACCCUUAUUUAAUGUAGUUUACCUUAAUUUGUAUCUGAUAUUAACAAUACCAUAUAGCUUGCUUUUUAUUAGCAUUUUCCUCAUAUACCUUUGUCCAUAUUUCUACUUCUAACCUGUUGCUGUUAAUGAUUUUAGAUGUAUCUCUGUAUCUCAUGUAUCUAUCUGCAUCUCAUUGGUUAUUGUAUUUUGAACCAAUCUACAAGUCUCUGUCUUUUGGUAAGAGAACUUUACUCAUUUGUAAAAAAGAGGUUCUUAGCAGGAUAUAAAAUGGAAAAAGGCUACUAAGUAAUGUGUGAAUAUCUUAUUUUUGAAAGGUAAAAAGUACAUUUGUAUAUUACAUAUAUGGACAUAACUUGUGAAGGAUGAAAGAAAGUACAACCUCUCAGUGGUGGAAUUAUGAAUGAUUUUUCUUCUUUUGCUUAUUUGUAUUUUCUAUAUUCCUAAAAUUAACACGCAUUAUUAUUGCUAGAAUAAUAAAAGUUUAUAACAAAAAGAAGCAA